AUGAAUCAACAGUGCAAAGUGUGUGGAGAACCUGCAGCAGGAUUUCACUUUGGAGCAUUUACAUGUGAAGGUUGCAAGCAUGUCUUAUCUUUCACGGGAGAAAGACAAGCAAUCCACAUACUUGUAGAAUGGAAAAGUUGUAAAUAUUCUAUUAAUGAAGAGAAGGAGACCGAAAACAUGUUGGAGAAGCCACAACAAGAAGAAAAAUGUCGUUUAGCUAUUAACAUAAAUUUCCUAAUCAACAUCCGAUGUCACGCAGCGAGAGUCAAAGCAUUACAUCAAAUAUUUGAGGAAGCGAAACCACAAAAAAUAUUUCGAUUAAUAUUAAUGGGCAACUGCAAAAAAGUUAUAAUCAAAAAGACGAAGAGCGAGACAUAUCUCGCUUCUUCACUACACACUCAUCCCACAUUCGAAUUUGGCUAA
Molecule: messenger RNA, 423 nt
Organism: Clunio marinus
Lineage: Eukaryota; Metazoa; Arthropoda; Insecta; Diptera; Chironomidae
Source: the annotation of a GenBank genome assembly